AAUCCACACUGAAGGGCAAUUUUUUAUAGCACAACUGUGUACCAUUAUAAAAUUUAUAACUAUCUUUUUUCAAAAAUAAAAAUAACAAUAAAUCUAUAACACUGUAAUAUUCUUUGAAUAUAUACUACUGGAGUGUACUGGGCAUAGAUAGUAUAGUACUGGAGAUUAAUCUAUGGUAGGUAACCUUAACAUCUAAUCCAUGCUUAAUAUGUUUUUAAUGAGGGGUUGAACCUAUGGAUUAAUUUGAUAAAGCCAUAGAAAAUAAAGCAUUAUCAGUGUAGCCUAUCACAUAACCUAUUCAUUUUGUUUAUUUUAAGGAAUUAAAAUACUGAUCGUGAGAGUUGUGUAAUGUUUAUUACUAUUGAUUACUAUCAAUAUAUUUUAUAGUUUCUAACAAGGAAGAGUAUACAUUUGUUGCAAUGGCUAGUAAUAGUUGCCUGACGAAGGAAUCUAUGUUUUCGGAUGAUAUUUGUUCAACUAUUUUUCAAACAUAUUCCGACCAAUACAUAAAUAAUGAAAACUUUAAUAACGAUAAUGAAAAUCCACCUGGUCAGAUAGAUAAUGUUUCUGUUUCUUCAAAUAGUUCUGCCAGUAAUUUGAAAAUCGAUGCUCCUGAGUUUAUUCCAUUUCAAAAAUUGAAAAUUGGAGAUUUAAAAGGUCAUAAGACAAUGGAUUGUUUGAAAGAUAAUUCAGAGACAACAGUUAUUUCUAAUGAUAAUGAUAAUAAGUUUGAUGCAGAUUUCAAAAAUGAUGUGUUAUUCUUGCUUCAAAACAUACUGAAGAAGUUAGCAAGUGAGUUUUCCCAUCUAAAUCGAAAACAAGAGGAUUUGUUAUUUAAAAGGGAAGAUAGGGUAAACUUUCUACAAAAAAUGUUUCUGGAUGAGGUAAAUAAAGAAAAACAAAAAUUAGAAGAAGAAAAAAUAAAAAAUGUGCAAUUGCAAGCUAAGUUAGAAAGCCUUAGUGAAAUUUUAGCCAAAACAACUAAGGAAAAGGAAGAGCAAAUUAAACAAAAUGUUUUGCUGAAGAGCUACCUAGAGAAACAGUUAGAUGUCAUGAAUAAUUUUCAAAAAAAUGUGUUAACAGAAUAUCAUAGAAGAUGCUGUUACAUGAAAAUGAAGCUGCAACAAGUAGCUCCGUAUAUUACAUGCUCUGUGCCUUGGUAUAAAGACUUCCAAACAAAUUUACAAGCAUGGACAAGCUAUGAAAUUUUACUUACAAAACAUUUAGCUUCUGUAGAGAGUAAUUCGAAAUUAUUAAAAAUUGUGGACUAUAAUAAACUGGACAAUUUACCUGAUUAUUGUAACUUUCCUAUUUCUGAACCAAAAAGCAUUUUAAACGAUGCUUUUUUACAUGUAAUCCAUUCAUAUAAUUACCUUCAUGAAAAUAAAAGCCCAUUUCUAAAUUAUCAGCCAAAUCAUGAACCACCACAUUAUAACAAUAAUCAAAUGUGUUAUCAACAACCUGCUGAUACUGAAACCGCUCCAGUUUAUUAUACGAAUGCACAAUUAUCGAGGUCCAACAUGCAAAAUAGUUCUGCAUGUCGUCCCAACGGUCAAUAUCAGCGAAGUCAAAUUCCAAUAAAAAAUAUCUCUGCCUCACAACAAACAUUUAGCAACGGAAAAAAAAUGGUUCAAAAUGAUAAUUGUUUGUUAGAACAGAAAACCCUACCUAUCAAGAACUUAGAAAAUGUGAGCAACCCUGAAGAACCCAUCAAGCCAAAUCUAAGUCUAGAUUGUGAACUUAAUCCAAAUGUUUCACAACUUUCGAACAAAUCUUGUAUGGAUUUAGUAAUUCCAGACCAAGAAUUACCGUCGCCUCUUUCACCUAAUAUUUCCCAGUUAAAGAAAACUCAGUCUUCAAACUUACCUAUAAAUCACAAAAUAAUUAAAGAAUCUUUAUUGCCUUUGGAUUUAAUUCAGACAGAUUGUUUGGAAACUGAUAGAGCAACGCAAGGCACCAGUGAAGCUCAUUUUGAUGAUUUAGAUAAUUUUUCUCCUGAAACUGAUAGGAAAAAGGACAAAAAUAAAGCAAUGUUCUACGAUGCUACCCUUGGUAUCGAAGAACAAAUUGAGAACUUAUCUGCCAAUGUAAAGGCUGUUGGAGGAAUGAAGUUUUUGCAUCUUUUCUUGUACCUUUGGCAAAAUAUUCCUUACGUGACCGAAGAAACUUUGUUACAAGCGCUACUUUCAGUGAAAAAAACCGUAGGAAAAUUUACUGGAAUGAAGAAGGAAAGUAUUUUGAUUUCUGUAAAAAGAAUACUUGAACCAGACACGGAAAAUUCAGGUAGCAUCCCAAAUGUCCUCACAGAAGUAUGCACAAUUUGUUAUGAAAAUUUCAGUACUUCAAAAACUUUACGACUUAAAUGUGGACAUACUUUCCAUUAUUCGUGCGGUAAUAAAUGGCUGGUAAACAAUAACGUUUGUCCGAUCUGCCGAUUUUGCAUUUUAUCUGAAGAUGAUGUUCAAUGAUGCAUUUGUUUACGUUAACAGUAUCCUGUGUUCUUUAUGACAAGCUUCUGGAAAUUUUAAGCUCUUACUAUAUCUUUUUUAUUGUACGUACACGUAAUGUUAAGUGAAUUUAUAUUUUUCUAUUUUCUCGAAUUAUUCAAUUUCGGUUUCACUUUUAUUAGUAAAAAUAAAAGAUUAAAUGAAAUAUGGAAUUAUAUUUUCACUACUUCCGCUUUAUUUAUUACCACCCUACUCUACAAAAAAUACCCGGCAGUAAAAUCAUAUUUAUAAUUACAAAGUUAUGAAUAUUGAAUGUUGCACUAAUCAAUAAACAAUCGCUUUGGUACUGCCACGGUGAACAGAAUUACGCGUCUACCAAACACGGAAAGCACUAGUAGUUCCUGAUCUGCUGUAGCAUUAAAGUUACUCUUCAUAAAUACUGAUUUCGCAA
Molecule: messenger RNA, 2898 nt
Organism: Agrilus planipennis (emerald ash borer)
Lineage: Eukaryota; Metazoa; Arthropoda; Insecta; Coleoptera; Buprestidae
Exons: 13
Coding region: 420-2468 (682 amino acids)
Molecular function (GO): ubiquitin protein ligase activity
Source: RefSeq, a predicted model, not a curated record